This is a messenger RNA of Periconia digitata, 388 nucleotides long. The record is from the annotation of a GenBank genome assembly. NCBI's taxonomy places the organism in Eukaryota, Fungi, Ascomycota, Dothideomycetes, Pleosporales, Periconiaceae.
UUGCGUACCGAAACCGCUCCCAGUUUCCCGGAAUUCGAUAAACUGAAACCGGGAAACGGACGGAGCCAACACUAUAAGAGUCUCUAGGGCCUCUCCAAGGAGGAGACAGUGGAUCUUCAAAAUGUGCCUUGUUUUCUUCUUCUGGCACCCUAAGUCCCCAAACUCUAGCAGAAGGGCUCGAAAUCGUCUUAGAAAUCGUGCUCUCAGUCCCGCUCCAGCCUACAGCAGCACACCAAGCUCCCCUUCUCAGCUUCAGGUUGAACUCAUCCCAUCCGAUCAAGAAAAUGGAUCGCUCCAACAGAUGGCUAUUCGACCAAUUCAAGGCUUUGCUGUGCGGCAAGGUCUGAGGAGAAUUAGGCGUUCAAUCUAUAACUCUGGGAAUGAAUGA